UAUAAUGAACACCGGUUCACUUCAUUAAACUUCACUCUCAUUAAAACUCUUUUGCAGUAAUAAUCAUGUGUAUAUAGUACAACUACAUUAUUUCGUACUAAGUCAUAAGCUAUUUUCCAAGCGGUUUUCAUAACAGUCUGUUUUAGAGAAAAUAAUAAUUAUAUUUUUUUUUUGACAUAGACAUAAUGUUGACAGAUACGAUAGUAACUAUACCACCUGCUGCCAAACACUCAACGACGGUUGUAUUUUUCCACGGCCUCGGAGAAACAGGGAACUAUUGGGCAAGUACUUUAGAAAAACUGUGUAAACCACAUACAAAAAUUAUCUGCCCUACAGCGAAUAAAAUCCCUUUCACGCUGAUGAAGGGAUUUGCGACAUCAGCAUGGUUUGAUAUGGCUAGCUUAGACCAGACGGGUGAAAACGAAUCGGUCAUUCGUCGAGCCGCAAACUUGGUACAUGAUCUUUUGGACCAAGAGUUAUCUAAAACUCGAAUUCCAUCUAAUAAGGUCUUACUUGGAGGGUUUUCACAAGGCGGCAGUUUGGCUUUAUAUGCGGCACUCACUUACCACAAACCCUUAGCAGGAAUCCUGGUGUUAUCUUGUUGGUUACCUCUUCGUAAAAAAUUCCCUGAAGAAGCAACGAACAAUAUGGAUAUACCUAUUUUACAAUGUCACGGCACUAAUGAUCUAGUUGUAGAUUAUGAAAAACAUGGAAAAAGUUCGUCGGAUGUAUUGAAAAAUUUUGUUACCAAUCACAAGUUGAUCACUUAUCAGAAUCUACCGCACUGCACAAAUAAAGAGGAGUUGGAAGCGAUGAAAACAUUCAUUACCAAAGUUUUGCCAUGAUAUGGUUGAUUUCUAAUGUCAUUUUCUCCUCGCAAUGAUCUUGGUUAAUGGUAUAACUGCACGGUCGAAUUAAAUUAGUUAAAAAAAACAGUAGUUGAAUAUUUCUAGAAUUUGACAGUUAAUUAAGUGAAAGCUUUUUUAAUUAGUAUAAUACAAGGUGAUAAUUUUAAUGUGAACCACCCAAUAUCUCAUAGGGUUAGGUCGAAGGGGCCGGUAACCAUUUUUUUAAAACUUUAUAUCUCUUAUAACUUUAAAAAUAGUUGCUUAAAUCUAUAGUUAUCAACCAAUCAACAUUUUUAGUACCUACAUUACUCUCAGUUUAAAAAGUAAACGAAAUUUAUGCGUUACCCAUUUAAGUUUCAAAAGCUGCUAUGAAAAAACUAAGUAAAAACAAAACAAAUUUUAAAUAAACAUAACAUUAAAAAAAAAUUCUUUUUAAACCCUAUGAGAUAUUGAUUGAUUCAUGAUAAAAUGAUCACCCUGUAUAACUUUUAGGUGCGAUAAUAAUAACAUUAUGU
Messenger RNA from Adelges cooleyi (spruce gall adelgid), 1363 nucleotides. Its product is annotated as acyl-protein thioesterase 2-like. The transcript is spliced from 6 exons. The coding region runs from base 186 to 845 and encodes 219 amino acids. Gene Ontology annotation, cellular component: cytoplasm. Gene Ontology annotation, molecular function: carboxylic ester hydrolase activity; palmitoyl-(protein) hydrolase activity. Lineage: Eukaryota; Metazoa; Arthropoda; Insecta; Hemiptera; Adelgidae. Gene Ontology annotation, biological process: protein depalmitoylation. The record is from RefSeq and is a predicted model, not a curated record.